Messenger RNA from Peronospora farinosa, 1650 nucleotides. The record is from the annotation of a GenBank genome assembly. NCBI's taxonomy places the organism in Eukaryota, Oomycota, Peronosporomycetes, Peronosporales, Peronosporaceae.
AUGGACAUUGCUAUCCAGAAUGGAGUGAUCGAGCAAUUUGCUGCCAUCCAUGUCGAUCCAAAUGGAGAAUCGCAAGCUCACCGUUCCUGCGGUUUUUUCUCCUGGCACCGACGUCUUUUGGUCGCUCUGGAGAGUUACCUUCGUGACCAAGAUCCAAAGUUUGCUUGUGUGACGCUGCCGUACUACGACGUGCAUGCUGCGUUCGUUCGCCAGGCUGCAAAGGAGUGUGACAACUUGUACGAAUGCUCAGACAUUUUGCAAGAGAUCGGAGGCAACAAAAAAGCUCAGAGUGAGAAGGUCUCAUUGACGCUGAAUGGCAAAACGUCUACCGGGUACCCAAUUGAUGGCUAUCCGUUGAAUCACAAUUGCGAUGACACAAAGGUGUGCGGCUACGCACUUCGGAGUGAUUUGGCUACAAAGCCUGUGCCGUCAGGCGCGGGGUUUGCAUCGUUCCUGAACACUGUACGUAGUUCCUCGGACUACGCCUCAUUUCUCACGAACAUUCAGUUUGGAGUGCACAAUGAAGUUCAUAAUGCGGUGGGUGGCAUCAUGGUCACCUUUGCAUCGCCACGUGAUAUUUUUUUCUACUCGUGGCACGCAGCUAUUGACAUGUAUCUGCAUGUUUACCACCUCUGCCACUUUGGGAUGCCUCUUACCGAAGAGCAAAUACUUUCGGCAUCCAAAGCGUCUACGAAACAUUCGGACACAUGUGGUGGCGCGUCGGGUGUCGGCCCCAACGCAAAGAUCGUGCAGAAUGUGCUUGUGAAUGGUGAGAUCAUAGACAUUAGCGAACACCCGACGCUUGGAAAAUAUUUCUCGUAUGCUGGUAGUGAGAUGUGGAACUACGGAGAUGUGGCACAACUUGGAGACUACUCGUACUCGUACGAACUUCCAGACAUCAUCACGCAACAGUUGCUGAGCAAUAGUCAAAUCUGUGCAGCAUUCAGCAGUACAAACGUUCCAGCGACAUCAUCUCCUAUAACUUCUGUCUCAAGCUCAAGUGAUGACUCCUAUGUUGUAAAUGGGAGCACUAACAAUGGAGUUAAUAUCAAUUCAUCCAAAGAUGUUGACUACGGCUACGUCCACGAGACGAAUGUGACUCCACACACCGACAACUACGUCGUGGACGACUCUACCAAUGCAUCGGGUUCUGCACGUCUUUUAAAAGCCAAUUCUGGAAACUACUGGCAAUGGACACAAACCGCGUACGAUGGACUAUAUGACCGCUUUGAUGGCAACAUGGAUCUAGUGAUGCAGCAAAUGCAGUACGCAGAGUGCGAAGCGUUCAACAAAGACUACGGUAUUGAAGAUUUCUCCCAUGAGUUUGUCGAGAAUUUCCAUCUCCUCUCGAAUCGCCCCAUCUGUGGCAAAACGGUAGAUGAGAUUGCAUCCGGUAACGUGACAGUGGCCUGCAUCACGAACGGGUUCAAACCUGAUGCUAUCGAGUUCAGUGAUGAAGAGGUCAUCUUCAAGAUCAAAACCAACUACGAGUCGAAUCCUAUCGCUCCAGAAGAAUACAUGGACGCAAAAGCCAUCGCUGAUGCUCAAUGGAAAGCUAAACAAACUCCUACUGGUAUAAAAGCUACUCAAAAGGAUCAUAGCUUCACAACACCCACCCCAACUUCGACGAUCCACUGCGGUGUCAAGUAA